This is a messenger RNA of Triticum turgidum subsp. durum (durum wheat), 846 nucleotides long. Lineage: Eukaryota; Viridiplantae; Streptophyta; Magnoliopsida; Poales; Poaceae. The record is from the annotation of a GenBank genome assembly.
AUGGACCUCCGGCUCUACAACAACAACCUCGCCGAUGCCAUCCCCCACCAGCUCAGCAGGCUCCCCAGGGUCAAGCAUUUCGACCUGGGCUCCAAUUUCCUCACCGGCCCGGACUACAGCAGGUUCUCGCCGAUGCCCACCGUCAACUUCAUGUCGCUCUACCUCAACUACCUCAUCGACAGCUUCCCGGAAUUCGUGCUCAAGAGCGGCAACGUCACCUACCUCGACCUGUCGGAGAACAAUUUCUCAAGGCCAUUACCGGACACGCUGCUGAAGAAGCUCCCCAGCCUCAUGUACCUCAACUUGUCCGCCAAUGCAUUCUCCGGUCGGAUACCAGUGUCGCUGUCGAUGCUGAGGAAGCUCCGGGACCUGCAGAUUGCGGCCAACAAUCUGACUAGAGGCAUCCCAGAUUUCCUUGGGUCGAUGUCCCAGCUAAGAGUUCUUGUACUCGGCGGCAACCUGUUUGGCGGUCCGAUCCCGCCGGUUCUUGGCAGGCUCCAAAUGCUACAUCGCCUUGACCUGAGGAGUGCCAUGUUGGUUUCCACAAUUCCACCGCAGCUGGGCAACCUUGGUAAUCUCAGUUUUGCGGACCUGUCCACGAACCAGCUCACCGGUGUACUACCACCAGAGUUGGCCGGGAUGCACAAAAUGCAGAAGUUUGGCAUAUCGUCGAACAAACUCGCUGGUCAGAUCCCACCCGCUCUGUUCACGAGCUGGCCAGACCUCAUAGGGUUCCAAGCGCAGAGUAACUCGUUCACUGGGAAUAUUUCGAUGGAAAUCGGCAAGGCAACCAAACUACAAGUCUUGCAUCUCUUCAGCAACAACCUUACCGGCUUUAUCUGGUAG